UUGACAGUGACGUUUGUGUUUACAUAAUUGCGUGUAUUCGUAAUAAUAAAACUGUGUCUAAAAACCCGAGAAAAUCGAAUCAAACAAUAUCCUCCUUGUAAUAAAAUAGAAGUGCAUUAAUGACACCAAUUGUUGCAAUCUCUUAUCAGAUGAUAAUUAUUAUCGAAGGGCAAUCUGAGAUAAAAUAUUGUGAAAAAUGUUUUUCAGUGUAAGUUUGAAUUAAAUAUCCAUAGUAAAAAAAGCUAUUCCUCAUGUCCUACAAAGUGUUUGGAUAGUGAUUGCCGUACAUAACACAGUAUUAUGAUGUUGCCCAUACUGGUAUCGCCAUGGGAACACCAGGCGAUAAGGCGAAAAUCGGAAAGGUAGUACAAGGAAGCCAGCUGGAUCCCGAUCAAGAAACCGUUUCUCCCACAACAACAGCAGCAGCCACUGCGUCAACAUCGACAGCAACCACUGAAAGUUCUGUAAUCCCUCAACUGCCACAGCCAAGCACUUCAGCAACAAUGGGGAUGAUCAGUAGAUUACCGCAAUUUGAGACGUUUGCUGCCAUCAAUAUCCAUCCGUCACUGUCCCAAACAGCAGGAAAACCGGAAACCUUCCAACCGACCAUGGGGGCGCUAGGUCAAGCUCACAUGGAAGACUAUUUCACUCAGACAAAGCAUUACCCAAGCGUUUCAGAAAACUUGCAAACAUUAUAUCAUCCGGUCAUGACACCGAAACCGAAAACAUUCCUCAGCUUAGACGAACCGGGACCCUCAGGAUUGCAGACCCAAAAAACUAAAACAAAACUGAGCGUGAAAAGGACAAAGAAAUCGUCGCAGAUCCAGAAAAAGGGCCAUUCAUGUCCCGUUUGUCAGAAAAAUUUCGCAACCAUUGAUAAGUUGACAAAACAUCAACAGAUCCAUUCAGGGACGUCGCCGUUCAAAUGCGAACAUUGCAAGAAAUCGUUUAGUUCAAAAUUUAAAUUAGUUAGACACGUUUUAAUUCAUUCAGAUCGGAAACCGUUUAGUUGUACAGUUUGUGAACGGACUUUUCACAGAAAGGAUCAUCUGAAAAACCACAUAAAAGUUCACAGUCCCAGUAAAAAAGUUUAUAUUUGUGAAAAAGCCGAUUGCAAAAAAGAGUACACUUCGUUGAUGAGCUACCGAAAACAUCUAGCUCUCCACGCGGCAGAAGAAGGCAGCUUGCAGUGUCAGAUAUGUUCUAGUGUUUUUUCAACGAAAGACGAGAUUCUCUACCAUUUGAAAAUCCACGCCGGGAGUCGAACCGUAAAGAAUCCGAACGAAAAGAAAUUUACUUGCGAGCACUGUGACCGUAAAUUUUUCACGAAAAAGGACGUCAGACGACACCUAGUUGUGCACACAGGCAUGCGCGAUUUUUUAUGCCAAUUUUGUCCGCAAAGGUUUGGCCGAAAGGAUCAUCUAGUUAGACACAUUAAAAAGUCACAUUCGAAAAAUGUACCACCGGAAGACUUCGAAACUGCCAUUAAAAGUGAGAUUCCAGAAACGAUCGUCAAACCAGAAUUAGUGAUUAAAACCGACCCGGAGAUUAAAACCGAAUUUUUCGAAAGCAGUCUUUCAAAUCCCGAACAAAUCGAUUUAUCGUUUGAAGAUGUCAGUAGUAUAUUGCAAGAGGAUACGUUUGAUCCUUUAACGCGGUUUUUAGAACCGGAUACAGAGGGAAAUUUAACGUUUUUGCCCUCGCCGCAGUCACAGGAAGAAUUAAAAGACUUGGGAAGCACGAUUUUAGAGGAAAUUGGGGAACCUUCGAUGAUAGUAGAGAGUUUAACUGACCCUGACGAGGAAAUACUAGGUCAAAGUGUUUUAAAUAAUCCUGAAUUACAAAGACUGUUAGAACCGUCAGAAGAUAAAAAUUUACCUCUACCAGGGUUUAGUCAAACUUUUCAACCUCCUCCUCCACCUCCUUCAUAAUAUCUUUCUACAAGAUAUGCAUACCAUAAUUGUGUUCGUAAAAUAGGUGGCACACUGCUAAAUUAUUAUUGUCGUAUGGUAUGUUAAGUUACCAACUGAAAUUAUAAUCUUGUUUAAAUGGCAAUAUUUUCACCAGUUCAAAAAAGUUACCAGGAAUACGUAAUAACCAGACAUUAUUCAACCAUGUAUUGUUCUAGUCUUGCUAAAAAUGUUUUUCGUCUUUUUUAUUCAAUUAGGCAGCUUGUUAAUGUGUUAAUAUUGCCAAAAAUAUUAGUAACGUUAUUGAGAUUUUUCACAUUUUGUAAUGAUACAAAAAUAAUGUUAUAGAUAUCUAUUUUAUUUGCUAAAUUAAUUUAUGUUUGUUUCGACAAUUGCACAACUGUAUAUUUGAUUUUUACUCAAAAUUAUUUAAUUUGGUUACAAUAGAGUUUCACAUAAUCGGUUGAAUAGAAAAGGAGUACUUACGCGAGACGAGAUAAUUGAAAGAUUGUAUGCUGUGUGCAAUUGUUUUAACGAUAUUAGGCAUAAUUUUGAUCUGAGAGACACUUAAAAUAUGUUGUUGUAAAUUUAUAUUUAUUUGUUAAAUUGUUUCCAAAGUUAUUUAUCACUGGUGCUAAAAUCCAUCUGAAAACAAUUGACAAUUAUUGUAUAUUAUUGUUAUGCUAUGAAAAAUAUUAGAUAUUUUCUAUUGUUAAAUUUUUACCAAUCAAGCAUAUCUGUAAAAAGUACUUUCACCACUUAACAUGAUCAAGUACAAAAUUGGAAAUUUCAUUGACUCGUGGCUAAAUUAAAUUUAAUUUAUUAUGAAACAGGUGUGAUAUCCAACAUAGCCAAAAGUCAAUGACACACUAAUUCUUUCAGUUUACAUUUUCCGAUACUAAUGAAAUAAUCUACCUCAUUUUGCAACAAUUCAUUGCUGUACAAUCAGCUAGUCAUAGUUGUAAGUCUAUCUGUAUGAUGUUAAAAAAUAGUUUUUUAUACAUACUGUAUAUUAUAAAAAUAAUAUAUUUUACCAGUGUAUAUAAUUAUUCAUAUGAGUCUAUUUUAAAAUAUGUACAUUUUAUUUUUAUACAUGAAAUUAUAGUA
Tribolium madens (black flour beetle) is the source of this 3017-nucleotide messenger RNA. Its product is annotated as zinc finger protein PLAG1-like. NCBI's taxonomy places the organism in Eukaryota, Metazoa, Arthropoda, Insecta, Coleoptera, Tenebrionidae. Gene Ontology annotation, molecular function: RNA polymerase II cis-regulatory region sequence-specific DNA binding; DNA-binding transcription factor activity. The record is from RefSeq and is a predicted model, not a curated record. Gene Ontology annotation, biological process: regulation of transcription by RNA polymerase II. The coding region runs from base 327 to 1931 and encodes 534 amino acids. The transcript is spliced from 2 exons.